Molecule: messenger RNA, 1947 nt
Organism: Guyanagaster necrorhizus
Lineage: Eukaryota; Fungi; Basidiomycota; Agaricomycetes; Agaricales; Physalacriaceae
Exons: 6
Coding region: 94-1698 (534 amino acids)
Source: RefSeq, a predicted model, not a curated record
GAUUGAACGACACGAGGUCACAAUGAGUCAACUUAGAGUUCAAUGUCGAACUUCAAAUCCAGUACUUAUCACCUAGCGUCGGAAGGUCGGAAGAUGACAUCUCCCACUCGAACGGACAAAUCGCAAUUUCAUCCCGAUUUCUCUUCAUUCAUUCCCGAAUACUUACAGCCUAAGAGAUCGGUCAGGAUCGAGGAACUCCUUCUUUCUAAUAAACCACUGUUGGAGUUUGAAAGGAAAGAAUUCCUCCAAACUGCUAAAAUAUCGGCAACGCGCCAGUUGUUGGAUUUUUUGGCGUCUGAAAGGAAUCAAGCUGUGUCCAACAUCUCGGACGCAAAAUCUCUUUCACACCCCUUGCGCAACCUGCCGGAUGAUGUGCUGCGUGCUAUCUUUCGGGCUUGUACCAAGUCCGUAGACCAGGCGUUCGAUGGGGGAUAUGCCAGUCUAAAUCCUACCGUAGCCGUUGAAUCGAUCCAACCAAAUCAGUCACCAUGGACCCCUUCCUUUGUCUGUCAACAAUGGAGAGCCGUUGCCAUUCACGAUGCAGAGUUGUGGUCUCUCACUGAGCUCGAUCUAGAUAAAAGACCUAAAGACAAUGAGCUGGCCAAGAACCGCGUGUUCAGACUUGGUUUAUCAUUGUUCCGAUCCAAUGGUCAUGACCUCUCCAUUCGUCUCCAUGGAAAGGAUGGCGUUCCGUACAUCUCUCCAAUGCUUCAAAUUCUGCUCCCCACCGCUCCGUAUUGGAAGCGACUCUCCGUGUGUCUUCCUCUCUCCUCAUUCCAACACUUUUCUGUGUAUAAGGGCUAUCUAAAUCGCCUAGACACCCUUUACGUAGGCAUUGGAAACUGUGACAGUGCCGACCACCUCCAUAUCGACGCCUUCCGGCUCGCUCCGAGCUUAAAGGUCGUUGGAAUGUUACUUGAGCACUGGCCCGUAGCAUUCACACACAUUUCCAUUCCUUUUUCAAGAAUCACAUCCUUUUUAUCUGGAGGUGGCAAUCUGUAUACAUAUCAGUCCCUCAGAAGACUUCCGCGUGUACGGAUGCUCACCCUCGUAUGCUGGCGUAACUUCGUUGAGCUCGAAGUGGAGCCUGCGGAGCCAAUCACUUUACCCAACGUGACUUUCCUUCAUCUGUUGGCAUUGCGCCUACCCAAUUCUUCAUCCAGUGUCAAUCAUAUGUAUUCUCUCCUCAUCAUCCCGUCUCUUCAAUUCCUGAAGAUAUCCUUCUUCGGAUCAGACCAGAUCUUAUUUGUUUACCCAGAUUCAUACCCUAUCAAAACACUUACUAUUGAGGUUCACAAUCAAUCACAGGAGGCAUGCACUGGGCUGCCUGACAACCUUCCUCGUUUCUUACGUCGAACUCCUCAACUGGAGGAGUUGCACAUCUUGACGAGGGCCACGAAUUUACCAGAUCAAUGGAUCAAUGGUCUGGUAUACACUUCAGAGCAUGAUGCAGUAGCUCCGUGUCUCCGUGUUUUAAGUAUGCCAAGCGGUCUCUCAGCGGGGGAUUUGUGCUGCCUUGUCAAUGUCAUAGAGUCCCGGAGGAGAAAGUAUGGCUGUUUGUCAGACGGUGGACAAUGCAUGUUGUUAGAGAAAGCAGUACUUGGGCCCGAACCUUUACAGUUUAAUUCUGAGGAGCUCUCAGAGAGAUGGUCGGCACUGUGUACAGGGGAACUAAUUGUCACGCACAGAAACAAGUGAGGUGGAAAUUUUCAUGUGAAUACGAAAGAACCAAGAAUAAACUUCAGUGACUGAUGCAUUUUUAUUUCUACUGAAAACCCAGAAGAAACAUUGACUGAGCAUACCGAUGCUUUAUUAGUUUCAUCCUUUCAUAUUCACCAAGACGGCAUGAAUAUAUACUUUCUUUUUGGAAUACCGACACUUGUAUGGCAACUAUGCUUUCCUUCAUUAAUGUACUCAUAUAGGCAUUCUCCGGUCAUGAAUACUAUC